CCAUCAGACUCAAUUCAUUCAGUUCUGCUCAGUGGUGCGACAAGGAUUGGGGGCCUUAGGUGGGAAAGAGAGAGGAAAAAAGUUCACUUCACACCAUUGGGUGCCAAGAGAAGGGGAACACAACUACACUGGAGCUCUCACUGUGCGCUGAUUGUUGAUCAUGGGUGACUGGAGCUUCUUGGGAAACAUAUUAGAGGAAGUAAAUGAACACUCGACGGUGAUUGGGAGGGUGUGGCUCACAGUGCUCUUCAUCUUCCGGAUCCUCAUCCUGGGCACGGCCGCUGAGUUCGUGUGGGGCGACGAGCAGUCGGAUUACGUGUGCAACACCCAGCAGCCUGGUUGCGAGAACGUGUGCUACGACGAGGCUUUCCCCAUCUCGCACAUCCGUCUGUGGGUCCUCCAGAUCAUCUUUGUGUCUACGCCCUCGCUGGUGUACGUGGGCCAUGCUGUGCACUAUGUCCACAUGGAGGAGAAGCGAAAGGAGCGCGAGGAGGCCGAGCUGAACCGCCAGCAGGAGCUGAGCGAGGAGAGGCUGCCGCUAGCGCCCGAUCAGGGCAGCGUGCGCACCACCAAGGAGACCAGCACCAAGGGCAGCAAGAAGUUCAGACUGGAGGGCACCCUGCUGAGGACCUACAUCUGCCAUAUCAUCUUCAAGACGCUGUUUGAGGUGGGAUUCGUGGUGGGCCAGUACUUCCUGUACGGCUUCCGCAUCCUGCCACUGUACCAGUGCAGCCGCUGGCCCUGCCCCAACACCGUGGACUGCUUCGUGUCACGCCCCACCGAGAAGACUGUCUUCAUCAUCUUCAUGUUGGCCGUGGCAUGCGUCUCGCUCUUCCUCAACUUCGUGGAGAUUAGCCACCUGGGCCUGAAGAAGAUCCGCUUCGUGUUCCGCAAGCCGCCGCCCCAGACCCAGGGCGGCGAAGGCCAGAGCCCCCCCGGGGAAAAGAGCCUGCACUCCAUGGCUGUGUCGUCCAUCCAGAAGGCCAAGGGCUACCGGAUGCUGGAAGAAGACAAGCCCGCAUCGCACUUCUUCCCCUUAACAGAGGUGGGCAUGGAGGCAGGCAGGCUGCCCACACCUUACCAGGCGGAGAGUGAGAACGUCUCUAAAGUGUACGACGAGUCUUUGCCUUCCUACGGCCAGACCACUAGGGCAGAGGUGAGGGUCCUACCAGAAAGUGGCAAGGACGAGGGACCCGCGGACCCCGACGUGGAGGCUACCGACACGAUAGCAGACACCAGACCACUCAGCAGUUUAAGCAAAGCCAGCAGCAGGGCAAGGUCAGACGAUUUGACAGUAUGAAAGUGAAAUCAAUGUGAAAAAGCAUGGGAGCGAAGCCUCACAGAGCCUUAACUCUCGCUGUAAUGGAAGUUAACAUCAGCUUGUUAUUCGGGAAAAAGAGUUUAAAAUGCUGUGCAAUGUGCAAGGAGCCUUUAGUUUUAAAAGAAAGAUAAACUUGUAUUUUAUAAGACAGCAUUUUUUGUACUGUUUUUAUCAAUCUAUUUAAAAGCUAACAAAACGAAAAAAGGUCAUUUUCAGCAGGAUUUGUAUCGUACAAGAGGAGGUUAUUAUUUAACAAAA
This is a messenger RNA of Coregonus clupeaformis (lake whitefish), 1579 nucleotides long. Its product is annotated as gap junction alpha-8 protein. The transcript is spliced from 2 exons. Gene Ontology annotation, biological process: cell communication. Bases 161 to 1300 code for a protein of 379 amino acids. Gene Ontology annotation, cellular component: connexin complex. NCBI's taxonomy places the organism in Eukaryota, Metazoa, Chordata, Actinopteri, Salmoniformes, Salmonidae. The record is from RefSeq and is a predicted model, not a curated record.